UUUAAGGACAACAACGAGAUCCUGCAGUGAAAUCGGUAAGAUUUACUCACUUCGCACCCAUUGUAUACUAUUAACUGCAUGAUGAUUCAAUUUUACCUGCGUUUUGUUGUUAGCAUUUUACGCAUGCAGCUACAACUGCAUUGAUAGUUUUGGCAUUUGUCAAUCAUCAUCUAGAUCAACUAUGGCAUCAAGUCAAUCAUCAUCGUGUGUACUGAAUGAUCUUGAACUUGACUCGCCAAGUUGUUGGUGUGGUUUGAAAGCGCCAUUAAAGAUCUCCCGCACCCACAAAAACCCGAAUAGGAAAUUCUAUGCUUGUCCAAAUUUCCAGACGGGACAAACAAGAUGUCAAUUCUUCGUUUGGGAAGAUAUACUGCAAUCAGUACUACGUGAGACUGCCAACAAGACAAGAGAGAAUGAACUUCGUCUGAGGGAGGAUGCUGUUUUGUUGCGUGAAUAUGAAGCCCAACAAGAAAAGGACAAACUAAGGGAGAGGGAGACUCUGCUGAAGAAUCAAGAAGACGAACUCGGAAGAAGGAUGGCCUCGAAUAGGAUUGGCCGUAUUUUGUUGUGUAUGUGUUGGAUUGUAUCUCUUGUUAGAUUUUUUGGUUGGUUCUGAAUGUGUAUCCUAUUCGAUCUA
Carya illinoinensis is the source of this 637-nucleotide messenger RNA. RefSeq lists its product as uncharacterized. Lineage: Eukaryota; Viridiplantae; Streptophyta; Magnoliopsida; Fagales; Juglandaceae. Gene Ontology annotation, molecular function: zinc ion binding. Bases 182 to 616 code for a protein of 144 amino acids. The transcript has 2 exons. The record is from RefSeq and is a predicted model, not a curated record.